UUCGUUUCCCUGGAGGUCCCUCCCUGUUCCCCGCAGAGCUGCCUCUUCUCCUGCUCUACCUUCUCCCAAGGCCAUCACCCGGAUCGGAAGAGUGGCGGGAAUCCGGAUCCCAGGUUCAGGCCUCCCAAGGGUGGAGUGGAGUAGAGGGACAGACAAGUGCACCCCAAAGCAGCCUCUCAUCGGCAGCCUGUAAGGAACUUUAGAAGUCUUUCUUCUGUGAAAGCAACACCGCCCUCUGGAGGCUCAGCGGGUCCUGUCCGGGAUAUUUUGCAACAGGCCACCAUCUCCUGGAUCAACAGACUACACUUGGAAACACAAACGAGUGUAAACAUCUGAAGACCCACGUGGGACCUGAAGAAUGUCCUAUUACAUGGGUUCAGGAGCAGCAGCUCUUACCGAAAGACCAGGUAUGAUCGCCUCACUCUCUCUCUCACUUAAGAAAGCCUUUGCUAAGGUCUUUCCUCAGUGCAGAAGAGGGCACUCGGAAGGAGACUAUCUCCCCUUCAGGGGCUCAGCCAAUGAUUCUUUUGAAGAUCACUGUAGAUGGAAAAUUCCCAUUAAACACAAUGUCUUCGAAAUUUUAAAAAGCAAUGAGAGUCAGCUGUGUGAAGUCCUCCAGAAUAAGUUUGGAUGUAUCUCUACCCUGACCUGCCCAACUUUAGCAGGAAGCAGCUCUCCUGCUCAGAGGGUCUUCAGAAGGACACUGACCUCUGGGAUAGAGUUAUCUGUUUGGAAGGACAACCUCACCAGACAUGUUGUUGAUGCUGUGGUGAAUGCAGCCAAUGAAGACCUUUUGCAUGGAGGUGGCCUGGCUGGAAGCCUGGUGAAAAUUGGUGGCUUUGAAAUCCAAGAAGAGAGUGAAAGAUACAUUGCUACCUAUGGUAAAGUUCCAGUUGGUGGAAUUGCUGUCACCAGUGCGGGGAGACUUCCUUGCCAUUUGAUUAUCCACGCAGUUGGACCCCGGUGGACAGAUAUGGACAGCCAGAUAGCUAUCCAAUUACUGAAAUGUGCCAUUAGGAACAUUCUAGACUAUGUCACCAAAUCGGGCACACCAAUUAAGACAGUAGCAAUUCCAGCCCUGAGCUCUGGAAUUUUCCUGUUCCCUCUGGAUUUGUGUACACACAUAAUUUUAGAAACUAUCUGCCUUUAUUUCCAAGACAAUCAAAUGACUGGUAAUUUGAGAGAGAUCCAUCUGGUGAGCAAUGAAGACCCCACUGUUGAGGCCUUUAAAUUUGCCUCAGAAAGCGUCCUAGGGAAGGAACUGAGCUCCUCGAAGAGUCCAGAAACUAACCAUUCAUCCAGCGUGACUCUUCACAUUGGCCAGGGCCUGACUCUCCAGAUUGUCCAAGGCUGCAUUGAAAUGCAAACAACAGAUGUAAUUGUUAAUUCUGUAUACAUGAAUGAUUUUAAAUCAGGAAGCGUGGCACAGUCGAUUCUUAAACGAGCAGGGCUUGAAAUGGAGAAGGAACUUACCAAGGGCAGCCUGUCCUCAGAUUAUCAAGUGGUACGGGUCACAAAAGGAUUUAACUUGUCCUGUCAAUAUGUGUUCCACGUGGUGUGGCAUUUCAAAAUCCAGAAACAUCAGACAUUGAAAAAUGCAAUGAAGUCCUGUCUAGAAAACUGCCUUAGACCAGAUAUAAAUUCCAUUUCCUUUCCUGCUCUGGGGACCGGAGGGAUUGAUUUGAAGAAGAGUACCGCGGCUCAGAUAAUGUUUGAGGAAGUUUUUGCAUUUGCUAAAGAGCACAAAGGAAAAAUACUAACUGUAAAGAUUGUGAUCUUUCCAGUAGAUGUGGAGACAUAUAAGCCAGGUGUUUUUUGUCUCCGGGAAAGGAAGGAAGCACCUCCAGAAGCCAUUGUUGGCAUGCCUCAUGAGGAUCAGGUUUUUUGUGCUGAAAUGACAAAAAGGUUCAACGAGCUGAAUCCCAGCAGUAAUAGUGGUGUUUUAGCCCUGCCGUGGACCAGAGGGGAGCACAGAAGAAGCAGCUUUGAAGAUGGAUCUCCUGCCAUCAAUCUCAUGGGUGCAAAAGUGGGAGAGAUGUGUGAGGCCAAGGAAUGGAUUGAAAGGUUGCUGACUUCCCGAGACCAGCACACCAUCGAGAACAACCAUAUUCUCUACCUUGGGAUAAAAGAGCACAGCCUGCUGUCUCAGCUCCAGACAAGUUCUAAUGUCUCCAUUUCAGAGACUGUCAGUCCAGGAACGGCAACUUUGGAGAUUAAAGGUGCCCAGGCUGACCUCAUUGAAGCAGUUAUGAAGAUUGAAUGUAUGCUGUGUGUCGUUCAGGAAGAAGUGGCAGAAAAAAGGGAGAAAAGUCUUUGGAACGUCUCAGGACAGGGGACCAACCUGCCAGGAAAACUGGACGAAAUGGAGGAAUCGUACACAUUUCAACGAUACCCAGUAUCUUUAACUCAGGAACUUCAGGACCGAAAGAGACAGUUUGAAAAGUGUGGCUUGUGGGUUGUGAAGGUGGAGCAGAUAGACAAUAAGGCGCUGCUGGCUGCCUUCCAAGAGAAGAGGAGAAUGAUGCAAGGGAGGACGCCAAGUGCAUCUGGGAGCCAAAGGUUGUUUCAGCAGGUCCCACAUCAGUUCUGCAACGCGGUGUGCAGAGUCGGUUUCCACAGACUGUAUUCGACAUCCUGUGACCCAGUUUGUGGAGCUGGCAUAUAUUUCACCAAAAGCCUCAAAACAUUAGCAGACAAGGUCAGGAAAACCUCUAGCACAGACAAGCUAAUCUAUGUGUUUGAGGCAGAAGUACUCAAAGGGUCCUUCUGUCAGGGUAAUUUCUCAAAUAUCAUCCCUCCGCCAUUGAGUCCUGGGGCCUUGGAUGUUCAUGACAGCGUAGUUGACAAUGUUUCCAGCCCUGAAACCAUUGUUGUUUUCAGUGGCACACAGGCCAUGCCCCGGUACUUGUGGACUUGUACACAGGAUUUGACAUUCUCACAGCAUCAGAUGUGGUCUCAGGGCUACUCAUCAGGACCAGGAAUGGUCUCUUCGAUGCAGUCCUGGGUAAUGGUCUCAAAUGGCAGCUCUGUUUAGUGUCUGUAUCAUUUUAACAAGCAGAAGGGGUUGAGAGAACUGACAAAAUGAUGAAUAGCAGGUUAUCUAUUCAGAAUGACAGGACCACUAAGGGCCCUGACCACACACUAGCAUUGUAGUGCCUUCGCCUUUACCUCUGAGCUUGAUUAGGCAGAUGCCAGCAAAAACUUCCUUGCUGUCUUUUCUACUUGACAUCUUUCAUCUCCUUUCCUAUAGGUGACAGCAAGAAUACUUUCCAUAGAACAAGGUUAUUUGUUUUCAAGCCUGUUAUUUUCUAAAAUGAUAGCACAAACUAGGACAACAGGAUGAUUUCAGGUUUUCUAUAUAAUUUUAUAAAGUGCUUUGGAUUUCCAAAUAAAUCACCUUUGUCUGAGUAA
Apodemus sylvaticus (European woodmouse) is the source of this 3411-nucleotide messenger RNA. It is a transcript of the gene Parp9, whose product is annotated as poly(ADP-ribose) polymerase family member 9. Gene Ontology annotation, biological process: positive regulation of type II interferon-mediated signaling pathway; negative regulation of gene expression. Gene Ontology annotation, cellular component: cytoplasm; nucleus. Bases 359 to 3034 code for a protein of 891 amino acids. NCBI's taxonomy places the organism in Eukaryota, Metazoa, Chordata, Mammalia, Rodentia, Muridae. Gene Ontology annotation, molecular function: NAD+ poly-ADP-ribosyltransferase activity; ubiquitin-like protein ligase binding; transcription corepressor activity. The record is from RefSeq and is a predicted model, not a curated record. The transcript is spliced from 14 exons.